This is a messenger RNA of Ruditapes philippinarum (Manila clam), 866 nucleotides long. RefSeq names its product large ribosomal subunit protein eL8-like. The record is from RefSeq and is a predicted model, not a curated record. Gene Ontology annotation, biological process: ribosome biogenesis. Lineage: Eukaryota; Metazoa; Mollusca; Bivalvia; Venerida; Veneridae. The transcript has 7 exons. Bases 23 to 826 code for a protein of 267 amino acids. Gene Ontology annotation, cellular component: ribonucleoprotein complex.
CGGCCUUUCCGAGAUUGUCAACAUGCCACCUCCUAAAAAGAAGGGGAAGAAGAAGGUCGCAGCAGCGCCUUUAAAGGCCAAGAAAUCUGCAGAACCAAAGAAGGUGACAAAUCCCCUCUUUGAAAAAAGACCCAAGAACUUUGGCAUUGGUCAGGACAUUCAACCCAAAAGAGACUUGAGUAGAUUUGUGAAAUGGCCCAAAUACGUGAGGCUUCAGAGACAGAAGGCUGUGCUGUUGCAAAGAUUGAAGGUUCCACCUCCAAUUAACCAAUUUACCCAGGCACUUGACAGACAAACUGCAUCACAACUUUUCCGUUUGUUGGACAAAUACCGACCAGAAACUAAACAACAGAAGAAAGAGCGAUUGAAGGCUAGAGCCGAGGAGCGUGCCAAGGGCAAGGCUGAUGCACCAACAAAGCGCCCUCCAGUUGUACGCGCUGGAACUAACACAGUAACAACUCUAGUUGAACAGAAAAAAGCCCAACUGGUCGUCAUAGCUCAUGAUGUUGACCCACUUGAGCUUGUUCUCCACUUACCAGCUUUGUGUAGAAAGAUGGGUGUUCCAUACUGUAUUGUAAAGGGUAAAGCCCGUUUGGGACGUGUUGUACACAGAAAAACAGCAACCUGUUUGGCACUGGCUACAGUCCAUCCUGAGGACAGAAAUGCCCUUAACAAAAUAACAGAUGCUGUGAGAACUAACUUCAAUGACAGAGUGGACGAGAUCCGUCGUCACUGGGGAGGUGGAGUUAUGGGAAGCAAAUCACAGGCCCGCAUUGCCAAGAUCGAGAAGGCAAAAGCUAAAGAAAUUGCACAAAAAAUGGGUUAAACUGUAUUUAUUCCUGACAAAUAAACCUUCUGAAAGAAAA